GUGAACUUGAACAGCGACGGGCACACGGGUACAGCAUUGACGACAGUCAAGUCACACAUCACUGCUGUUGUAUGAGAUUUUUAGUGUCAGUUUAGUUUUACGGGAUCAUCUCUCACGAUGUCCAGGCGCAAACUCGGCAGUAGACCGCAACACCUGAGGGCAAUGCAAGAUUCCACAGAUGCUCCAGAGUCCACAGUCAUAUCCACCUCAUCACCAUCACCUGAGCGAACGUCUCAGCCUGAGGUUGGUAGUCGUGACCUGUUGACUUGUGGCCAGUGUGGUCAGGCGUUCCCUCUGGCCCACAUCCUCACCUUUAUUCAGCACAAACAGGGUGGAUGCGGUAGUGCCAGGGCCCAGCUUCAGGGCCACACCCCUCCCUCUCCAGCUAAUCAAACGCUCCGAUGUGGCCAGGAAACGCAGGUGGAGGCAGGCUAUGUGGAGCUCCGACGGAUGACGGACAGGAGAUGUGAGCCAGGUGUGAGGGUGGAUGCUAACAGAGCUGAGGAGCCAUCUAAUUUCACCUGCCAGGUGUGUCAGUGUGUAUUCUCCAGUGCAUGGGCUCUCCUCCAGCAUGCUCAGAGCACACAUUCUCUCAACAUUUACCAAGUGGAGGAUGACAGUCAUGCACGGACAUCAAAACCAGCAGCCAUGAUGGAUCCACGUCACCUGGGUGCUGCACUAGCCUCUGCAUUCCAAUCAUCCUCUCAGUGGUCAGCCCGCCCUCACAAGCAUUACAGCUCCACCCCUUCAUCAGGUGCACAGGACCUGCAUGGGCUGAAGUUCUCCAUGUGUUUGCAGCGGUUGGCAGAGGUCAGCUACAGCAAUGGAGGAGUGGUACCCUCUCCGUCUCCCUCUCCACCAGCUGCUUUGCCUUUUCCACACUCCACUCCACCACACCACACAGCCUUCUUCUGUGAGGUGUGCAGCCAGGGCUUUCAGUCUCUGCGCAGCCUGUCUGCCCAUCGUCGCACUCACGCCUGUGAUAGACCCUAUCAUUGUGGCCUGUGCCAGCUCACUUUUGCCCAGAGCGGGGAACUGGCACGUCACAUGAGGAGCCACCGCCGCCCUGCUGGACAGGAAAUGUCUGAUCCCACCCCUGCCAGUACUGAUGAGGACAGAAAGCUUUCUGCACAGGGAGAUAAUGAUAUUUCCAAUGUUGUGGGGCAUCAAGUAGCUGGCAUGGAGGCAGGGAAGCACCCAGCAGGUAACAACUUGAUCUUAAUGUCCUCACAGUCCAGGGUUCCAGAUCGUAAUCUGUUGCGGUACUGUCAGCCUCAGAGAGAUGCAGAUGAAGAAGGUCAUGGUGAACCCCAGCAGCCAUCUCCAUUUGGCAGCCCCUCGGAGGGCUCUCUGGAGAGUGGCGAUACAGGUGGAAGUGGGGAGAGUGGGAUCGCCAGUGGCAACUGCACACCAAAGCGUCCAGAGCGAGAAGAUCGUCCUCAAGGUGAGUGGGAAACCGACAGAGAGGUGGAGGCUGUGGAAAUGGUCCAGGAUUGGCAACGAGAGAACGAAAGGAGGAAGGUCACUAUUGUUGGGGGUAAGAAGAAGAAAGAAGAAGCCUGUGAGUUUUGCGGGAAGUGUUUCCGUAACAGCAGCAACUUGACAGUGCACCGACGCAGCCACACAGGUGAGAGGCCAUAUCGAUGUGGCCUGUGCAGCUAUGCUUGCGCACAGAGCAGCAAGCUUACAAGGCACAUGAAGACGCAUGGUGCACGUGGGCUACGCGCCGCCUUCCAGUGCCAGUUGUGUUCAGUCCCUUUUACUGUCUAUGCCACACUGGAGAAGCACCUGAAGAAGGUCCAUGGACUCACCCACGCUAGUGCUGGGGCCUACAGCCAAAGCCCAAUUGCUGAUUACAGCAUCAGAAUAGAGGAAGACUCCAUCAGUGAUAAAUCAGCGGUUUCAAUUACAACCCUCACAGAAUCCAAUGUGGACAUAUCAGAGAACCUGCAAGAGGAGGCCAGUGUUGAUCUUGAUGAGCCACCUACCUCUGAAGAAACCAGCAGUAUUGUAGCGCUGGGUCAAACCACAGUAUAAAAAUAGCGAUACUUCUGACCCCUGGCUCGGUGUGUGCAUUCUGUUAAACAUCAUUGAAGACCUCACCUGCCUUUACCACAGUACUUAGCUGCCUAGCUCUAAAGCACAUACUGUAGCUGAUACUGACUAAGACAUGUAAGAGUCAUAUCAGUAUAUGUUUAAGUGCCUAAAAUACAUAUAUAUAUAUAUAUAUAAUUUGUUCUAUCCUGACAUGCAAUAUUUGAGGACUUCUAAACUAGAGAACAUGAGUGAGGCCCAAUAAUUUUUGUCAAGACUGUAAUCAGCACUUCCUCCUAGAGCAGAAACCCAGAACUUUACUGCAGACACAGACUUGUAGAAUAGGUCAAGAGUAGCCUAUAUGGAGAUGUUGCUAGGUCAUUUGAGCAUUUUGCCGGGUUCUUAAAUGCAAUCAUAUAGGAAUAUUGGCAAGACUGAGUGGCAAUUACCUGCAGGUGAUCUGUUUAUAUGAUUUUGAAUUUUAAAAUACAAUUACUAAAGUGGACACUUUGUGUUUACUGUUGUGGCACUCUACCACAGAGCCUUAAAGGUUCACGUUUUAUAAAAUUGGUGUAUGAUAAAUUCAUACUGUCAAAGGGGGGUGGGUGGCAUAUGGAAGGUGUAUAUAUCGGGUGUAUCAUAUGUCUUGCACAAAUGACAAUAGACACUGAAAUACAGAUUUGCGGGAAGCUUUUGUUUUCCCAACUCUCUCUGACAGGGUUAUGUUUCCAUUUUUUGUGCUUUUUGAUAGUGUUUAUUAUACUGAUUGGGUCUGUGGCAAUAUAUAUUCGCUGUAGUUAAAGAGAAUGUUGUUUGCCAUUUAGUUCAGCAAGAUGUCAAGAGUUUUGUAAAUAUCUAUCUAUAUAUAUAUUAGUUUGUGCAGACAUUUUGCUACAUAUUUCACAAAACAAUAUUUCAUGGGUAUUGGUUUCUAUAGCCACUCUACUGUGCAAAAAAAACAUACGUUUCAUUUUGUAAGCCUGUUUAGUCUGUUUACAGACAAUUGUCGUACUGCCCAAACACAUACAAAUGCUAUGAAAAGUUCUGUUCAUUUAUUUGCCCAUUUGUCAAUGGGGUCUCAAGACCAAUGCAUGUUUCAUAGUUGUGCAAAUGAAAUGCCUUGUUUCUGUUAAAAGUAUGGUAGGGAACUUCAGCACUGACCUGUUGUAUGGUUGACCAGCAAAAGAGUUUGUGUGUCCAGAUAUAUGAUACAUUUAUACAGGGAAAGUUUGCUUUGUUACAGUUUUUAUAAUUACUGAUGUCUGUACUCUGGCAGGGAACAGUUAUGUUACAGUUUAUUUUUUGUGUAAAAAAAAAAAAUAUAGUAGAUUAGGUAAUCAAAUGACAUAAAUGGGAAUUUUGUAUUGACAAAUGUGAAACAUAGUUGGACAUGCAGUCGUGUCCAUCUCUUCAGGGAGCAGUUAGUUGUGAACACAAAGCUCUUUUUCCCUCUGUGACUAUCAUGUAUAUGGUUGUAAUAAUUUUCUGUUAAUUCAAAUGUCCUGUCUUAUGUGAUUCUCUGUGUAGCCCACACAACAUUGCUAUCUUGUAAACUUGCAUAAUAUUGUUAUUAUCUAUGCCUAUUUGGAUGAUAAUUAAAAGACUGAG
Messenger RNA from Xyrauchen texanus (razorback sucker), 3642 nucleotides. RefSeq names its product zinc finger protein 296 (gene znf296). Gene Ontology annotation, cellular component: nucleus. NCBI's taxonomy places the organism in Eukaryota, Metazoa, Chordata, Actinopteri, Cypriniformes, Catostomidae. Gene Ontology annotation, molecular function: DNA-binding transcription factor activity; RNA polymerase II cis-regulatory region sequence-specific DNA binding. Gene Ontology annotation, biological process: positive regulation of transcription by RNA polymerase II. The transcript has 3 exons. The record is from RefSeq and is a predicted model, not a curated record. The coding region runs from base 118 to 2037 and encodes 639 amino acids.